Messenger RNA from Torulaspora globosa, 552 nucleotides. It is a transcript of the gene VPS68, whose product is annotated as Vps68p. NCBI's taxonomy places the organism in Eukaryota, Fungi, Ascomycota, Saccharomycetes, Saccharomycetales, Saccharomycetaceae. The record is from RefSeq and is a predicted model, not a curated record. Gene Ontology annotation, cellular component: fungal-type vacuole membrane; Vps55/Vps68 complex. The coding region runs from base 1 to 552 and encodes 183 amino acids. The transcript has a single exon. Gene Ontology annotation, biological process: late endosome to vacuole transport via multivesicular body sorting pathway; protein targeting to vacuole.
AUGGAAGCUGAUCAGAACGCCAGGUUGUUUCGUUUGCCGUUCAAAUUCCCAUCUUUCGCCGGUUUAAGGAGGAUCUCGGUGUAUUUGUCUGGUGUGCUUUAUGCGGUAGGGUUUUGGCUCUUUUUGGAUGCUGUCAUCUAUUCGAAACAUGCUAAUGCUUCAGACGUGCAUGUUACGUUUGUCGAUUGGAUACCAUUUCUCUGUAGCACGUUUGGCAUGCUGAUAGUCAAUUCGAUUGAGAAAAACACGCUGUUACAGGGAGCAUUGUCUGGCGGUGGGAUGAGUUCGUUUGCUGGCAGCGAUCUAGACUCGUCAAUGGCAUGGCAAGCCCGCGUUGUGCUUUUCUUUGGGUUUGCGUUGCUAGCCGGUGGCCUGUCCGGAUCGAUCGUUGUGCUUAUCAUUAAGUUCUUGGCGAAGAACUACAAUACUUAUCCGACCGUUGGAAUGGGGGUUAAUAACGUGCUCGGUAACUUCUUCAUUCUGAUGAGUUGCGUGUUGCUUUGGAUCGCGCAAAACAUGGAAGACGAAUAUUCAUAUUCUUUGACCCUCUAG